Molecule: messenger RNA, 6150 nt
Organism: Eupeodes corollae
Lineage: Eukaryota; Metazoa; Arthropoda; Insecta; Diptera; Syrphidae
Gene: Evi5
Product: ecotropic viral integration site 5 ortholog
Exons: 12
Coding region: 320-2707 (795 amino acids)
Source: RefSeq, a predicted model, not a curated record
UUGUGUACGUGUGUAGUGCGAAAGAAAAACCGAUUGCAGUGUUCUCUGGAGUGAAGAAAAGUAUUUUUGUAAUUUAAAAUAAAACUUAAUUAUAUUAAUUCCACAAUAAUCUGUGUGUGUUCUUUUAUGAAAUCAAAUAAUAAACAAUCAAUCCUCAAUGCAUAAAAGACGGACUAUUAUCUAAGAUGCUAUAAGUUUCAAAACACAACGUAAAAACAAAACAACACACAACUUAUUCAUUCCACAUUAAUUUAUCCAAUCGAGAAUAAUUCCAAAAAAAGGGGGAAACAUUCUCAUCUUCAAAUUAAUUAAAGAGGCGAUGACCUUAACAACUGCUACUCAGCAAGAAAGUAGCAAAAAAAUGGAAGUCAAAAGCCCCGAGAACUUACCCACCUCUGAAAUGGAUCUCCUUGCAAAAUUAGAAGCUGCAAAUAAACUUAUCGAAAGUGAUGCCAAAAGUUUAAAUUCCUUACAUUCUACGCAUAGUCGCAAAAAUUCCGAUACAAGUCAAAUAAGUAUUAAUUCAAGUGGAAAUUCAGUUGCCGAAGAAGAUGUAUGGACUACAUGGGCAACUAUACUCAAUGAUUGGGAGGGAAGUCUUAAGAAAAAGACACCCUGCGUUCGAGAAUUAGUUCGUCGUGGAAUUCCACAUCAUUUUCGGCCAAUUGUAUGGCAACUAUUGUGCGGUGCGAGUGAAGUUGAUAAAAAGCAAUAUGCUGAGUAUAUUAAAGCAACAUCAGCAUGUGAGAAAGUGAUCAGGCGGGAUAUUGCACGAACUUAUCCCGAACAUGAUUUCUUCAAGGAGAAAGAUGGCCUUGGACAGGAGGCUCUUUUUAACGUAAUGAAAGCGUAUUCACUGCAUGAUCGUGAAGUUGGCUAUUGUCAAGGAUCUGGAUUUAUUGUUGGAUUGUUACUUAUGCAGAUGCCCGAAGAAGAAGCAUUUGCCGUUUUAGUUCAAAUAAUGCAACAGCAUCGCAUGCGUGACAUGUUCAAGCCAUCGAUGUCUGAAUUGGGACUUUGCAUGUACCAAUUAGAGAGUUUGGUACAAGAACAAAUACCAGAAAUGCAUAUUCAUUUUCAGCAACAAGCAUUCCAAACCACAAUGUACGCAUCAAGUUGGUUCCUCACUCUUUACACAACAGCACUGAACUUGAAUUUAAGUUGCCGUGUGAUGGAUGUUUUCCUAAGCGAAGGAAUGGAAUUUAUUUUUAAAGUAGCUCUAGCCUUGCUAACGUUAGGAAAAGAAACGCUUUUAUGUUUGGAUAUGGAAGCAAUGCUUAAAUUUUUCCAAAAAGAACUUCCUGGUAAGGUCGAAGCUGAUCCGGAAACAUUCUUUAAUCUAGCGUAUUCCAUGAAGAUCAAUACAAAACGAAUGAAAAAAAUGGAAAAAGAAUACUCUGACUUGAAGAAGAAAGAACAAGAAGAAAUGGUUGAACUUCGACGGCUGCGACGUGAAAAUCGUUUGCUUAAACAACGAAAUGAAUUACUUGAAGCUGAAAGUGCUGAAUUGGCGGAUAAACUUGUUCGAGGACAAGUAUCACGUGCCGAGGAAGAAGAAACUAGUUUUGCUAUCCAAACUGAACUACUUCAGUUGCGUCGAAAUUUUCUCGAAGUUUCACAUCAGUUGGAGAAUGCUAAUGAAGAAGUUCGUGGUUUAAGUUUGAGACUUCAGGAAAACAAUGUCUCCAUUGAUAGUAACAAUUCCCGUCAAAAUUCUAUCGAUGAACUUUGCAUGAAAGAAGAAGCACUCAAACAACGCGAUGAAAUGGUAUCUUGUCUUUUAGAAGAAUUAGUCAAGGUACGUCAGGGUCUAGCCGAAAGUGAGGAUACCAUACGUAAUUUAAAAUCAAAAAUCGAAGAAAUAGAAGACGAAAAUCAAAAACUUCGCGAAAUAACUCCCGAUAAUUCUGUGGCGCAUUUGCAAGAUGAAUUAAUUGCAAGUAAAUUGCGUGAAGCCGAAGCUAGUUUAUCACUUAAGGAUCUUAAACAACGUGUACAAGAACUGAGCUCGCAAUGGCAACGGCAAUUGCAAGAGCAUAAAGCUGAACAUAGUACACCACCAGUCGAUUCGACACCAAAGAAACUACUCACAAAUUUCUGGGAUUCUACAACCAAAUCGCAUGAAAUGCAAAAACUAGAAGAAGAUCUUAUGACUACCAGAAUAAGAGAAAUGGAAACUCUAACUGAACUUAAAGAGUUACGUUUAAAGGUAAUGGAACUAGAAACUCAGGUGCAAGUUUCAACAAAUCAACUUCGUCGACAAGACGAUGAGAAAAAGAAACUCAAAGAAGAACUCGAACUAUCUACGAAUCGCGAGAAAGAUUUGGCAAGCAAGGCUCGUGAACAACAACAUAGAUAUUCGGAUUUGGAAUCUCGCAUGAAGGACGAACUUAUGAAUGUGAAAAUCAAAUUCACAGAGCAAAGCCAAACUGUUGCCGAGCUAAAGCAGGAAAUAUCUCGUCUAGAGACCAAGAACUCUGAAAUGCUGGCUGAAGGGGAACUACGCUCUAAUCUCGACGAAUCGGAUAAAGUUCGUGAUCUGCAGGACAGAUUAGCUGAUCUCAAAGCAGAGCUUACAGCGAUUAAGAGUAGAGGAAAAUUUCCAGCGGCCAAAUUGAGAAGCUCUUCGAUUCAAUCAAUUGAAUCAACUGACAUUGACUUUAACGAACUGAAUAUGCGAAGAGAGAGUACGGAAUUUACGUCAUAAUAUUUAAAGUAAAGUAAAAGUUUGUAUUUAUUUAUUUAAAAAAUAAUAUUAGAAUCAAUUUAAACAUUCGUUUAAGUACUACAAGUAUUCCCUUUUUUUUUUAUUAAUUUUAUAUACAUACACAUUAAUUAUUUGUAUUAUAAAUGAGUUUCGAUGCAGUCAACAUGAUUUUGAAAACAAAUUUAAACAAAUAAAAUUAAUUAAAAUUCUCGAAGAGGAUUUAUAACAUGAUAACAUUAUAAUAUAUACAACUAUUGAGAUAGAUUGUAGAUUUUAUAUAGUAUUUUAUAAAUAUUAGAAAUAUCCAAUUAUUAAAAAAUAAAAUAUAAAAUUAAUCUUAGGGAAAAUGUGGCAAAUUAAUGGACAUUGUCCAAAUUUAUUUAAAAAAAAAGUAAAACAACCUAAAAAUUCAUGAGGAAGAUAAUCAAUUAUUGUAAUGUAGUAUUUUAAGUUAAGUAUCAUUUUGCAGAAUUGAUAUUGUUGUAAAAGUUUGCAUGCAGCGAUUUAUUUUUAUUUUCCUGUUUGACAUUUUUAAUGAAUAACAAAUAUACAACAACUUAAAAAAAAAUAAUAACCAAAUUAUAAGAGUAAAUUUUAGCGCGAUAUUUCAUUGAAAGUAGAGUUUAAAAAAUAGCAGCUUAAAUAACAAAUUAAUGAUAUAUACAUGAUAUUCUGAAAUUCAAUCGAAAUUUUAGGGCAACAUUUUUCUAAAAUUAAAUAAAAGUGAAUGGUGUUGAUGUUAGUUUUUAAAGUUUUAAAAAUAAUCAAAGGAAUAAAAAGAAUUCAAAUCACUGAUUUCACAUUCAAUUAGAUUGGGUUACAUUCUCUGUUGGCUAAGGAAAAAGUCAUGGAGUGGAAUAGUUAGUAAAAAAAGGCUCAUAAGUUCUUGUUAUUCACUGUUGAUUGACCGCUCGUGUGGACUGAGGGAUGACAUUUUAUAUGAACAAAGUAAAACCUUCUGCGUGUAGUUAUUUUUGCAAUGCUCAUUAUGAUUUAAAUUGGCGUCCAAGAUAAUUUUGUUAUUAAUGAUUCUAUAAGUCUUUGGACAGAAUUGAUGUUGGUAUACAUUAAAAAAAUAGUUUGAAUAUCAUUUUGCCAAAUAUUCAAACGGUUUUAGGUUUCGAAAUCACUAAAAAACACAACUUGAAGUAAUGGAUUUGUGAAAACGAAUCACAUCUAAAUAGUCAAAACCCAAAAUAAACUAUAUUUUACCACAAACAAUGUUAUAUAACCCAAAUUCAUUUGAAAUCACUAAUUUUUUGUACCUGAACGAAAAUGGAAGCACUCUUCAGCAUAUAAAUUCGCCAUUUAAUAGGAAAAAACAGGUUUCAAAAUAUAUGUUUCCCCUUGUCAUGCUUGACUUUUUGGUUGGGGCCAGCAACGACUUUUGGAUGAAAUUUAAUUCUAUUUUUACAGAUUGCACUUUAAAAGGCCCAAAGUCUGGUAUUCUUCGGGUUUUCCAAUAAGAGGUUUUAUAUUGAAUAGACAGCUAUUUAAGUAAAUUUUACUUUUGAAGCGGUGAUCUUUUGACGUUUCACAAGUAAAAAGUACACCAUUACCAUUAUCGAUACACGCUUUAACAACGCAUUAAAAGCCCCUUUUGUAGACCUUGUUAUUUAACAUAUUUUAUACAUUUUUAUUUUGGGCUACGUAAAAGAUAUGACCGCAGCCGCAAAUUUACUAAUUGAUUAUGGAAAUUUCAUCAAAAGCUUAUGGUGCUGCAACCGUACCAGUAAAAAAAAUAAACAUCCAUUGAUUUCUUUUAAAAACAUACUCAUUAAUUCCCUUUUAUUGAAAAACUCAUUAAAGCAAAUGAAAAAUGUAUUUAAGCUGAGCCCAACCAACUGAUUACAUUUUUACUUUUUCCAAAUUUGUUUGAUGGUUAGUGCGUUGGACUGUCAUGCGAGAGGUCUUGGGUUCGAUCCCUACCUAAGCCAUCUAAAGUUUUUUUACGGGUACUGCCUCUUGCGAGGAAUUGACAAAUACUCCAAGAGUAAUUCUUGUCAUGAAAAGUGCUUUCUCAAAUUGCAGUUCGGAUUUGGCUUAAAACUAUAGGUCCCUUCCAUCCCUGACAACAGUACUCGCACACAGGAAUGGUUGAGAGUUGUCAGUCACUAGGCCCUAGUUCUCAAACGGACUGUUGAGCCACCCAAUUUUAUUUCUUUUAUUAAUAUGACUAAGCAUAUAUUUUCGAAUGUGAAGCAUUCUUUAACAAUUUUUGUUCCAAACCGCAAUUAAAAAUAUCUUCUUUUUAAUUUGAAAUAUAAUUUUUUAGUAUUAUGUACACAUUAUUUUAUUUUUAACUUUAAAUCUCCUUUUUGAUUAAAAAAAAUAUUAUUUAGUAUUAUGUAUCAUUUUAUUUUUAACUUUUAAUGUUGUCCCUUACUUUUGUUGGAAAACUUGUAAUAAUGUUAAAUUAUUUACAUUAUAUAAAAAAACGAAAUGUUUUAACAAAAAUUAGCUGUGUCACACCAUUUACUUGCAUAACAAACAGUUUACUCAAACUAAAAAUAUAAGCAGCUACGAAUGUUGUUAACGUUUCAAAAAUUAAAAUUUAAGUUCUUUCAUUUACAUUGAGUGCAAUAUUUACAUUAAUUGAUAUCAUUUAUUAGUUCUUAACUGCCAGCAGUAAUACAAAUAUUUUCUUUUAUUUUUCAUGUAUUAUUUUUUUUUAAGACUUUAAUAAUUGAAACAAAAAACUAAAUCAUUAUAAUAAUUAUUACAUAAUCGAAGUUGAAGAUUAAAAAAUAAAAAUAAUAGUUGAACAAGUUUACAUAGAAAUGUAUGAGUAUGAAAAAAGCACAAUAUGCUUCCGCACAAAAUAAACUUAAAAUAUUAUCGAUAACAUUGUUGUUUUGUUAAGUAAAAAAUUAAAUGUUAUUUAAUUUAAAGUUGAUGAAUUUCUUCCGGGUUCUGUCUGUUAAAUCUAUUCAUAUUUUUAGUUCAUUUAAUUCAAUAUAAAGUGAUAUCACUUAGAACAUCAUUUUGAAAAAAUUUCGAAGAACGUAUAAUAAUGUGACGAUUAGAUUAAAUUAAAUUUAAUUUAAAUGGUUCGUCAGAUUAUAGCGAAAAUAACUUAGUAAUUCGAAAUUUGACCCAUUUAAAAAUGUCACAAACUGUAAACUUCGAAAAUAUAGUAUACUUUUAUUUUGUUUGUAGAAUAGUCUUAAGCAAGAUUCAAGAUUACAUAAGUUCAUAAUUUUAUAAAACAAGUUUAUAUUUCUUUGAUAUUGAGAACUUUCCAAGUUAGAUUGUCACUAGACUAUCCAAGCAUUUGUUCUUUUUACUUUUAUACUAUUCUAUAUUCGGCAUGUGAAAAAUAAAUUAAAUCUUAAUCUUAAAAUGACACUCUGCGAGAAAGGAAUUUUGUUUCUUUUGAUCUGCGAACACAGAGGUCUCUGAGAAUUUCUAAGAUAUGAUAAAAUUCCAUAAUACAAACAUAA